Messenger RNA from Leptomonas pyrrhocoris, 978 nucleotides. RefSeq lists its product as hypothetical. Lineage: Eukaryota; Euglenozoa; Kinetoplastea; Trypanosomatida; Trypanosomatidae. Gene Ontology annotation, molecular function: calmodulin binding. The record is from RefSeq and is a predicted model, not a curated record. The transcript has a single exon. Bases 139 to 978 code for a protein of 279 amino acids.
AGCAUUUGUCGGUGUUGCACUGCAACUUAGAAAUAAGGCGCUGCUUCUCCCGCGCACGCGCACACACGAAGGAAAUCUCCGCAUAUAAACCGUGUACUUCUUUUUGUUUUUCUUUCCCCACAGCUGUGUCACCUCACGAUGUCCGGCGAGUGCGUUUACGAUUUGGUGGCCCCCAGCGGUCCCUCCGCCUCCGAGGCUGCGGCGCUACAAGCCAAGACGUCGAUGGGCACGAAGAAGAGUCGACGGGCACCGCCGCCCACCGCGUCCACGUUCGGCAUCCACGGCACGAGCGCGGUAGUGGCCAACGCCGGCGGCGAGUACACCGAUGCUUCAGUGCACCCGGCCCACAAGCCCAUUGGCACCUUCGGCCGCGAGGUCGGUUCGACGGUCACGCCCGUUGACUUCCUUCGCAAAAACGAUGGCCCGAUGACGGCCAGCCGCGGCGCACCGACGGUGAACACGACCAAGUUCAAGAAGAGUGAGUACAACCACGAAAAGACCAAGCCCGAUGUUCCGCUGCGCGACGAGCGUCCCGUGAUGGGGCUGAAGACGGACAAGAAUUUCGUAGUCGCCAACGCGGUGGAGAACACGAUGGCAGUGCCGACGAAAGCAGCUCCGGUGUCGCAGCCCCGCGCGACAGACAAGGAGGACUUCGGAAAGGUACCACAGUACAUUUCGGAGAUCAAAGAGGAUCUGAAUGCGCGCAAGCAGAGGAUUUUGGAUAUGGCCGCUGCCGACGCUGCGUCGCAGGAACGGUGGUCGGAGCUGUCCGCCAGUGAGCUUGCGCAGCUGCGGGAUGGUCUUCAGCGUCGUUGGGACACCUUGAACAAGGAGUACCAGUCGAAGGGCUUCAGCAACAUGGAAACUCCGUCCCAACGAGCGCGACAGGAACUUAUAGAGAAGCAGCUGGUGGCAGUCGAAUUUGCCGUUCAAAAGCUUAGCCGGCAGCACGUCUACGUGUUCGACGACAAGAAGUAA